AUGGAGCCAAAGCAACAAACAAAAAAAUUGGAAAGGUACAGAAACAUGAUAGGACUUGCACAAGUAAUUUCAAAUGUUUCCAACAAGAUCUGGGAAUUCAUAGAUGAGGUAUUUGAGGUAACUGUCAUGUACAAUAUGGUGCAACAAUUAACACUACGAUUGUUUCAUACUGAAUCACGUGUGGAGUUUGUUCUAACAUUGAUAUAUGCUAAAUGUGAUGCAAUUGAAAGGAUAGAAUUAUGGGAUUCAUUAUAUGCAAUGGCAAGGGAUAUGAAUGCACCAUGGCUAGUAGGGGGAGAUUUCAAUGUAAUAUGGGACGAAGAAGAGAAGUUUGGUGGGUUACUUGUGUCAUUGAAUGAAAUUGAUGAUUUUCGACACUGCGUCCAUUCUUGCAAUCUCUUCGACCUUGGAUUUAAAAGUAGCAUAUUCACAUGGUGGAAUGGGAGAGCAGAGGAAGACUGUAUAUUCAAAAGGCUAGACAGAUGCUUGGCCAAUUUUCAAUUCCAACAAACAUUUCCGAGAAUAGAGGUGCAACAUUUGUCAAAGACUGGUUCCGAUCAUAGUCCAAUGUAUCUGAAGUCUGAUAUUGAGACUCCACCAAUAAAAAAGCCUUUUAAGUUCUUGAAUUUUUGGGUGGAACAUGCAACUUUUAAAGAUGUGGUGAGAGAGAACUGGACAGCUGAUUUCAGUGCAAAUCCUUUUAUCAUUUUUAAUCACAAGUUAAAAAAAUUAAAGAAGGCCCUUUCAUUGUGGAGUAAGGCUACAUUUGGAAAUAUUUUCCAAAAGAUAGCAAGCAUGGAAGAGGUAGUGAUGGUUCAUGAAGCAGAAUUUGAAGCAAAUCCUACAGGGAUGAACAGGGAAAGGCUACAAAAGAUUCAGGCAGAAUUGAUCAAAUGUCUUGCACUAGAUGAGAAAUAUUGGCAACAAAAGGCGGGCAUGACUUGGUUCAAGGAAGGGGAUAGGAACACUAAGUUCUUCCACGCACAAGUGAGAGAAGAGGCUAUCAAAUUUUAUAAGGAACAGUUCACAGAAGCAGCUACUCCUUCUUUAUUUGAUAUCGUAGAGCAUGUUCCUAAUCUGAUUAACAAUGAACAGAAUGCAGAAUUGAUUAAGCAGCCAACAAAAGAGGAGGUUAAAGUGGAAGUAUUUGGACUUAAUGGUGAUAGUGCUGGAGGGCUAGAUGUUAUGACAGGCAAGCUAUAUCAUUCUUGUUGGGACAUAAUAGGGAUGACCUGUACGACAUGGAAUAUAGUAGAAAACAUCCUUUUAACUCAGGAGAUAGUCACUGACAUUAGGCUUAGAACUAAGGUUGGACCUAAUGUCAUCCUGAAGCAAGAUAUGACCAAAGCUUAUGAUAGAUUAUCUUGGCUAUUCCUAACAAAGGUAAUGAGAAAGAUGGGAUUCACAGAAAGGUUGAUAGGGAUUGACUUUGGAUUAGUUUCAAACAAUUGGUAUUCUAUUCUAAUCAAUGGUCAAGCUCAUGGUUUCUUUAAGUCCUCAAGGGGAGUAAAACAAGGUGAUCAUGUAUCUCCAACUUUGUUUAUCUUGGCAGCAGAAGCAUUCUAUUCUAACUUGUAUUUUUGUGGAUUUGGGAUGCCAAAGUGGAAUCCAAAGAUCAAUCAUUUGACGUAUGCAGAUGACAUGAUUAUUUUCUCGUCCUCAGAUGAAACAUCUCUGAUGCUGAUUAUGCAAGUGUUGAAUGCAUAUGAAGCUGCAUCUGGGCAGCUUAUUAACAAGACCAAAUCAGCUGUGUACCUGCAUCAUUUAACACACAUGGAAGUGUUCAGCAAGGACUUUGGCAUUGAUGAAACAAUACAAAAUGUACAUGAGGUUACCUUAGAUGGUGAGUGGGAUGUGGACAGGCUAUUUGAAAUGCUUCAUGAAGACUUAGCAGUAUACAUUCUAGAGAAAAUCAAACCACCUUCACCUCAACAGGUUCUUGACGUGCCUUGUUGGAUGCUGGAAACAAGAUGA
Nicotiana tabacum (common tobacco) is the source of this 1974-nucleotide messenger RNA. Lineage: Eukaryota; Viridiplantae; Streptophyta; Magnoliopsida; Solanales; Solanaceae. The record is from RefSeq and is a predicted model, not a curated record.